GGUCAACUAUAUGCUAUCAUUCUUAAGAACCUCUAGUCGUGGGAGUCGGUUCGCAAUACGACGCGCUUCUGCAGCGGCAUCUGAUAGCUACUUUGAUCCGAAUAGUGAUCCAAAUAACCCAAAGAAUCUCUCACUUGCAGAAAUUAAGCAGGCUUACGAGAGAAUCAAGGAUGGAAUUCUGCAUACAGAGUGCAAGAAAUCGGAAUAUUUUUCAAAGCUAACGGACAGCGAAGUUUACCUCAAGAAGGAAAACAAACAGCGGACUGGCAGCUUUAAAGAACGAGGAGCACGAAAUGCGCUAAUGCGCUUAGCAGAGCAGCAACAGAAGAAAGAGGUUUUUAUUGGCUCCAACAGGAAUUAUGCAACCGCUAUGGCUUGCCAUGGUAAACAGCUUGGUAUACCAAUUACGUGUGUACUGCCACGCUUCAUACCACUGUCGACAAUUUCACUUUGCAAGGAUUUUGGAGCUAAAGUUGUGGUGCAGGGGAUAAACAACACGGAAUCAAGAAAAGUUGCGUUUGAACUUGCUCAGAAAAGUGGUGGAGAGUUCAUUGAUGGACAUGAUCACAUUGAUAUCAUAGCCGGAGCUGGCACCAUUGCACUAGAGAUUCUUGAAGACGUCAAAGACGUCGAUGUUAUUGUCGUUCCUGUAGCCGGUGGAGGUCUCUUGGCUGGAAUCACAGCAGCAGUGAGAGAGCUAUCUCCUAAAACGCGUGUUGUAGGUGUGGAGUCGAAAGCCUCUCAUUGUUUUAGCGAGGCCCUCAAAAAUGGAAAACCAGUCAAUGUACGGACACGAACAUCACUAUCUCCUUCACUUGCAAUGUCAAGAUUUGGCUACAAUUCUUUCAAUAUCAUUAAAGGAACUCCCACUGAAGUUGCCAAAAUCAAGGAAAUGGAUCUAGCUCGAGCCAUUCUGAUAAUGCUCGAAAAUCAUAAGUUUGCGGUUGAAGGAGCAGGAGCACUAGCGCCAGCCGCGGUGAUGACUGGUCAAGUUGAAGACAUUCAAGGAAAAAAGGUGGUGUGUGUCAUAAGCGGUGGUAAUGUGGAUAGCACAAUGUUGGGACAGAGCAUAGAUAAAGGUCUAAUUGCGGAUGAUCGUCUUGCGCUGGUCGAAGUAUUUUUGCCUGAUCGACCAGGUGGUCUCUGCGAGCUGCUCGAGCUCACUUCAAGUACCGGUGCUAAAACCAAGCAUAUCUAUAUGGAGCACGUUUUCCACAAAUUUGAUAUAUUCACUGUCAAAAUGAAGCUCGAAGUUGUGACUAGUGGAAUGCAGCAUUCUGAAGAAUUGAGAAAGAUUCUUGAACAAAGAUAUGGAGACGAUCUUUCUUUCCAUAUGAGGAAAAUGCGUGCAGUAUGAGUUCGUUGGUGGUCCGUGUUAUGUACAUAAAACGUUCGAACGACUUUUCGUCACAUAAUAAAGUGACUUUUCAAACUAUAUUUGGCC
Molecule: messenger RNA, 1444 nt
Organism: Cylicocyclus nassatus
Lineage: Eukaryota; Metazoa; Nematoda; Chromadorea; Rhabditida; Strongylidae
Source: the annotation of a GenBank genome assembly